AUGUAUAUUCGCAACAUUCUGGUCUCUGGCCUAGUGGCUGCCAGUACAGUGCAAGCCUACAACAAUGACACAUUUGGCGAAGAUGAAAAGUGGAUAGUAGCAGAUCCAGCUCCAGUACAAAAGCGACAACUCAUCAACGUCUUCGGCCUCAUCAGCAGCUUCUUCGGCGGCGGCAACCAACAAGAUUCAAGCCAGUGCCCUGCCAUCUGGACCCAAAUAUCUGCCACUCUUACCCAACAAUUCUCCGCAAACGGCGAAUGCACAGAUGCCGCCCGGGCCGCCAUCCGAGCUGCUUUCCACGACUGCUUCCCAGGAGCCUGUGACGGCUCUCUCAUCCUAGCCAACGAAUGCGCACAAGCCCCAAGCCGCGCUCUCCAGGGCUUCUGCAGUAACCUGGCAGGCGUAGCCUCGCAAACCAACGUCGGCGUCGGCGAUCUCAUCCAAUUCGCAGCCGCACACGCCAUCAAGACAUGUCCUGAAGGUCCCACCGUUCCUGUGCGAAUCGGACGACAAGACUCUAGCCGCGAAAACGACUGGAGAAUACUACCACGAGGUGAUGCCAGAGGAAACGAUAUCGUCAGGUUGUUCUCCUCAAAAGGCUUCUCCCCCGUCGACCUCGCCGCCCUCCUCGGCGCUCACUCAACCGCCAAACAGCAAUUCUUCGAUCCCUCCCAAGCCGGCGCCGCUCUCGACUCCACCCCAGGUGUCUGGGACAUCAAGUACUACACAGAGACUCUGCGGGGAAACGCGCCUUUUACUCUCCCCGCUGAUAGGAACGUUGCGAGGAAUCCGGCGACGGCGCUGGCUUUUGCGCGGUUUGGGGUGGAUAAGAAGGCGUGGGAUGACGCGUUUGUUGUGGCUAUGGUCAAGAUGGGCAUGAUGGGUGUGACGAAUCGGAAUAUGAUUGAUUGUACGAGUGCGUUGCCCAAGACAAGUGCUUCGAAGAGGGAGGUUAAGGAGAAGAGGGUUUCGGGGAGGUUUACGUGGUAA
Molecule: messenger RNA, 990 nt
Organism: Bipolaris maydis ATCC 48331
Lineage: Eukaryota; Fungi; Ascomycota; Dothideomycetes; Pleosporales; Pleosporaceae
Product: heme peroxidase
Biological process (GO): response to oxidative stress
Molecular function (GO): peroxidase activity; heme binding
Source: RefSeq, a predicted model, not a curated record